Capsicum annuum is the source of this 2371-nucleotide messenger RNA. RefSeq names its product protein RER1A. Bases 1666 to 2229 code for a protein of 187 amino acids. The record is from RefSeq and is a predicted model, not a curated record. The transcript is spliced from 3 exons. Lineage: Eukaryota; Viridiplantae; Streptophyta; Magnoliopsida; Solanales; Solanaceae. Gene Ontology annotation, cellular component: Golgi membrane. Gene Ontology annotation, biological process: retrograde vesicle-mediated transport, Golgi to endoplasmic reticulum; protein retention in ER lumen.
AUAUUAUUAUCCUUUUUGGGCAACAAUUAUGCUGGCGUUUCAGUAUUGGACGGAAUGCUAUGUGUUAAUUCUGGUACUGGUUUGAUGGGGGUCGGAUCUUUUAAGUUAUGGGUAUUGAAAGACUAUGGUGUUAAGGAAUCUUGGAAUGCAUUGCUCACUAUAGAAGAUCCCUUGAUUCAGAGGCUCUUACCAAAAUAUAGGUUUGCUGAUGGUGAAGUGCUAUUCUAUUGUGCAUAUAUGCCAAGUGGUGAUGUUAGGUCCUUGUUAAGAAAAAAAAUUCCACAUGGUGGGUCUGUAUUUCGUACAACCGCCAGUGGACCAUUUGUUUCAUGGCUGCAAGCUGGCCCUCUCAACGGAGAAGCUUUUACAGAAAGCUUGAUCUCUCCAAAAUUUCUCUUCCCCCACGGGGCACUUGUGGGAUUUAACUGUAGCUGGCCAUGUUGGUUGUAUGUUAAUGUAUUGUAUGACCAGUGCACUUUCCUUUUUCCAAUAAUUAUGUUACCAUGUUGUACGGAUAGUGGCUGGACAUGUCUAAACAUUUUCCUAAUAUGAUUUUAAUAUUUAUUAUUUCAAGUUUAAAAUUUCCUAGUUUAAAAGUUACUAAUAUAGUUUAGUAUAUAUUAUUUCCAUAAAAAUAAUAUUUGAAUCCCAUGCUAUAUGGGAUAGGUUUCCUUAUAUAUAUGCGAAUGAAUUUUGUUACUUUUAGACAACAUUAUUAUUAAUUGCGAGUUAACCUUCUUAAUAUCUUCAUGUGCGUGACUAUUUGAGAUUUAUAUUACAACCUUAUAGAAGCUACUAUUUAAGAGGUACGAUUAAUUGUUUAACUUAUAUUCUUGGAUCUUAUUGAUAACUCGUCUUGUACUAAUUAUUGCAUUUUUCAUCUAAGUUCUUGAAGUUGUUUGAUUAUAUUAUAGCUUCUGUCUAAAUCCUAGAUUUAGCGUCCAUAUGUCGAUUGUGGUUAAUUUGCAAUGUCUAUCUACUUGCUUGCACCUUGUGAUAUUUUACUACAUGGAUUUAGCUACAAACUCGUCACUAAUCCGUAGUUAGUUUGCUUGUACCUAACAGAAAAUCAUCCCAACGGAUUUUGUUUAGCUAUAGAAUUUGUCUGUCACUAAAUCCUAGUAUUUUUUUUAGUAGUAUUUUGCUGUCGUUUAUCUAAUCGUAUUAUGAUGAUGCAUUAAAGAAUUGUCACAUUGAGUUUUGGUGAAUUAGCAAUCGUUGUUCUGAAGCAUUGUAGUCGCUAAUUUGCUCGUAACAAACAUUUAUUUGUUACUAAAUAGGAUAGUGGCGGAUUUUUUUGUUUAGCUACAUAAUUUAUCUGAUGUUAAAUCCUGUUUCGUUAGAAGUGUUUUGCUCUCGUUGAUCAAAUCUCAAUAUAAUGAUAUAUGUCGCUGAUAGCGGUGAAUCUGCAUGCAUUCGAUGUGAAGCAUUGGAGGAUUGUAUCAUACCCUCUCCGGUAUUAGUACUAGAUAUGUUGGUGUUGUUGUAGUUGUCGUUGAUCUAAGCUCUCUAGUUAAUUUGUUCGCAGUUAACAAAAAAUUGUGGCGAUGGAUUUUGCUGUUUAGCUACAGAAUCUCUGUGUUGCUAAAACCCUUUUUUUUUUGUUAAUCUUGUCUAAUUAAUUAUGAUGAUAGGCAUUAUAGGAUUGUGAAGUUGAGUGCUUCAAUGGAGGUUAUUGUUGCUGACGAUGGCGCUGUAUUAGCAGAGGCAGCAACAUUCGAUUGGAAGAAUUGGAGGAUUGCAUCAUACCCUCCUGUUCACCAGCGUUACUUGGAUAGAAUCAGUCCUUAUGUACUCUAUAGGUGGAUUGGAACUGCUGUCUUGGCAAUCAUUUAUGCUUUUCUGAUUUAUGUCCGUGGAUUCUACGGAUUAACACUAUAUAUAGCGGGCGACCGCUUUAUGAUAAGUCUGUUCAAGUUCCUGUCCGCCCAUGUCGAUCCUAAGAUGAAAGAAGAAGGACCUCUGUUGUCAAUUAAAGGUUCGGAUGAGUUCAAACCUCUCAUUCGUGAACUUCCUGAGAUCAAGUUCUGGUAUGCCGCAACAUUUGAUCUCUGUCUGGCAUUUGCCAUGGCUUUCUAUCCCAUAAAGGAUCUUGAGGAUGUUAAGGCUUAUCGGUUCGUUCUUUUGUUCAUGUGUUCUCUGCUCUACUUCACAAAAUUGGGGAGUGCAAUUUACAAAUCAAGGAGAUACAAAUAUAAUCCAUUUACCCUGCAAAUAAGUAGUCCCUGAAUGGACAGCAGCAACAUUGGUAAUUUGGUAUGUGUAAAUAGGAAAAAGAGACUAUAUGGAAUUGCUAUAUGCUCCAUUUUAGUUGCUAUUUUGAUGUCGUUAUUGAAUAAAAUUCAAAAGACAAACAACAACUUUAUGGUAA